Molecule: messenger RNA, 1323 nt
Organism: Sabethes cyaneus
Lineage: Eukaryota; Metazoa; Arthropoda; Insecta; Diptera; Culicidae
Product: cAMP-dependent protein kinase catalytic subunit 3-like
Exons: 7
Coding region: 1-1323 (440 amino acids)
Biological process (GO): protein phosphorylation
Molecular function (GO): protein serine/threonine kinase activity; ATP binding
Source: RefSeq, a predicted model, not a curated record
AUGUGGGAUGCGGCGGCCAAGGUGGGUGACGUGUCUUUCAGCUCGAAAAUCCUUAUGGGGCCAGAUCUUCUCACUCCGCUUCCGAUGGUUCAGACCUUCCUCGAGUUUACGUCAUGGACGUCGCUACCUUCGGGUCGUCCUGUUCCCCGACAUCGUUGCAGCAGUAGUAAUGCCUGCGAAACCGCCUACGCUGCUGUAGUUUUCUUCCGCUUGGAAACCGAUCGCGGUAUCGAGGUGACACUUUUCGGGGCGAAGACCAAGGUGGCGCCGCUGAAGACGCUCUCGAUCCUUCGACGUGAAUCGAAGGCGGCUGUUUCGGGGCAUCCGCUUGAUAGAGACCGUCCAGAAGUAUCACAUGUACACGGUCAAUCAGCGCUACUGUUGGAGCGAUGCAAGCACUGUACUCGCGUGGGUACUGGCACAUUCGGGCGGGUAUGCCUCUGCCGGGACCGGCUAACGGACAAGUAUUGGGCGAUGAAAAUAUUGGCCAUGGCUGAUGUCAUCCGAUUGAAGCAAAUCGAGCACGUCAAGAACGAGAAAAAUAUCCUGCAGGAAAUCGAUCAUCCCUUCAUCGUCAACAUGCGAUGGCACACCAAGGACGACUGCUGCUUGUACAUGCUGUUCGAGUACGUGAGCGGGGGCGAACUGUUCUCGUACCUGCGGAAUGCCGGCCGAUUCGAUAAUGCCACAGCAAACUUUUACGCCUGUGAAAUAGUACUGGCCCUGGAAUACCUGCAUACCCUGUCGGUCGUGUACCGGGAUUUGAAGCCGGAAAACCUCCUACUAGAUCGCGACGGCCAUCUGAAGAUCACCGAUUUCGGAUUCGCCAAAAAGCUGAAGGACCGCACCUGGACGCUGUGCGGAACGCCCGAAUACCUGGCACCGGAGAUCAUCCAAUCCAAGGGGCACAACAAAGCGGUGGACUGGUGGGCACUAGGCGUUCUGAUCUACGAGAUGCUCGUCGGUUAUCCACCCUUCUACGAUGACAACCCGUUCGGAAUUUACGAGAAAAUCCUGAGCGGUAAAAUCGAGUGGUCCCGACAUAUCGAACCGAUCGCAAAAGACCUGAUCAAAAAGCUACUGGUGCUGGAUCGGACCAAACGGUUGGGCAACAUGAAGAAUGGAGCAGAGGACGUCAAGCGACAUCGAUGGUUCAAACAUCUCGACUGGGACGUCGUAAUCAAGAGACAGCUAAAGCCCCCCCUAGUGCCCAAAUUCGUGAACGAAGGUGACACCAGCAACUUCGACGACUAUCCGGAAACGGACUGGAAGUCGGCCCGAUCGUUGGACAAGAUGGAAAUGCAGCUGUUUGAGGAUUUCUAA